Anastrepha ludens (Mexican fruit fly) is the source of this 2046-nucleotide messenger RNA. RefSeq lists its product as uncharacterized. Bases 520 to 1731 code for a protein of 403 amino acids. NCBI's taxonomy places the organism in Eukaryota, Metazoa, Arthropoda, Insecta, Diptera, Tephritidae. The record is from RefSeq and is a predicted model, not a curated record. The transcript is spliced from 10 exons.
UCGUUCGCCAGCAAAGUAGAACGCGACCAGUCUUCGUUCAAACGCUAACCGUAGUGGUUUGUAAGUUCGCUUGCUAAAAUCGAAACGAAAGAGUUCUUAGUACUGAGUGGCAUUUUUAACGUGCGAUCGGAAGUCGUCUCCCAGUCGCUGAAGUUAAUGUUUACGUUGUAUGUGUUUAUGAGCGCACGUUCAAGGUGAAGGAUCAAAUCAAAAUAAACAAAUGUGCUAUAGUGAGAAUCUAAUAAAAAUCAAUUUGAAUUAUUGAUUGUUUUGAUUUGGAAACGAAAGUGUGUGUGUGUCUGGAAGAAGGAAGUACGCGCUUUGAACAUCUGUUGAAGGGCCUACAAUUUGCAAGUUUUGAGGCGUUUUGAUGUUCGCAGUGAAGAUUUCGCAUUUUGUGUGAAAAUAAUUUGAAAUUCAUUGUGCUUAUAGACACUGAGAGUGACGGAUCUUACGUUGUGAAGGGUGAGUGAAAAGCUGGCUUCUUAAGAAAGCAUUUGUGAAUACUCAAUACUAAACAUGAACUGGCUGCAACUCGUAACGAUAGCAGCCUUUUUGGCUGUUGGUAGCGUAAAUGCGUUAUCUCUGGAUCCAGUGGCUUCCACUGAGCUGGAGCAGUAUAUAAAAAAGGGUGACUGUGUGAUAUCAAUGCGUCACAUACGUCCACGUCGCAAACUACACAUAUCAAUCGAAGCUCUUUUCAUGAUCGAUUUCCCCACCCUGAAGCAUAAAUUAUCCUUUUUCCUCGAUCGCAUGCAUCAACGCGUCACCUUGGAUGUAACGGCGAAUGGUGUCACCGAAUCGAAACACUUUGAAUUGCCCAACACCAAUGAAACCAGCACAAUUCGAUCAUUGGCCUUGCAUUUCCAUAAGAAUCGCAUAGUCAUGCUGGUGGACUGCAGGGAGAGUUCGGCGCAUGAGUUAGACAUCAGUCUGGCAGAGCUCUAUGCACAGAUGGAUACAGAUCCGGUUAUAAAGCUGUUUCGGGAGCGCAAGUAUCCUUUGUAUUUUGAUGGGCAGCUGGAGCCGGCGCUGCAACGCACCAAUUGCCAAAAGGGCGUGCACAAGCGUAAUAAAGUUCAUAUGAUGCGAACGCAAGUGGCGGAACGUGAGAAGAAUAAGAAACGCGAUGUACGCAAUUGGUUCAACGCCGAUUCCAGCGAUAAACAUCACGAAGAGGAACGCAUUCCAAUUGAGGUUGAGCAGCGUGGCGACAUUCCUGUGUUGCAUGGCGAUUGUGAAGACGCCCUCGCAAAAUCGCUGAGCGACCUAAUGGAAUUGGUGAAACUUUUGCGAGAAGAUAUUGCCAACCAGCGCCAGGAGAUUGCCUACCUACGUCGAUUACUCGAGAAUUGUGCCGGUUGCAAGCAGCCGAGUAACAUCAGCAAUUUGCGCAUUGAACCAACAUGCCGCACCGCCAAUCCCUGCUAUCCAGGUGUUGAGUGCCGUGAAAUGCCCACCGGCCUUAGAUGUGGUCGCUGCCCGAUGGGUCUCGUAGGCGAUGGCAAGAUCUGUAAGCCGGGCCUCACUUGUGCUGAUCGACCUUGUUUCAUUGGCGUACAGUGUCGUGACACGCUAAAUGGUGCCCAGUGCGAUUCUUGCCCAAUUGGAUACGAUGGUGAUGGCCGUUCGUGCACAAUACGUUCAGCCAAUCUCAUAGUGCCCUCCCACAACGUUCAACACUACCAACGCCAAUACACCGCACGCAAAUACUCUGUAAUUAGCUCCUGAAGGCAAUCGAACGAAAACUAUAUGAAGUCAGCACAAAGCAGCUCACGCAUACAUACAUAUGCGUAAACGUGUGUAUGUGUGUGUAUUAAUUUUAGUCAAUUAUGAUUAAUAAUUGCAAUAUCACUUGCCUUAACCUAAAUAUUUAUACUUUUGUUCAAGUAUUAUUAAAUCCAAAAAGCGUAAAAUGUUAAUGCAAUAUUUUCUUUGUACAAUUUUAAAAAACCUCUAACCAGUUAACUAAAUUACGACACUGUAAACUAAAAAUAAAUGCGAAUAAAGUUGAGUUAAAUAACUUAAAAAAAUAUUAAAAUUAAA